This is a messenger RNA of Hydra vulgaris (swiftwater hydra), 870 nucleotides long. Its product is annotated as piggyBac transposable element-derived protein 2. The record is from RefSeq and is a predicted model, not a curated record. NCBI's taxonomy places the organism in Eukaryota, Metazoa, Cnidaria, Hydrozoa, Anthoathecata, Hydridae.
AUGUCUGUUGUCAAACUCCCAAGCACAAGAGAUUAUUGGUCGUCUUCCAUUGGAAUUGCUCAUGUAGCUAAUAUUAUGCCCGUCAACCGCUUUGAAAAAUUAAAAAGCAUUAUUCGUUUUGCUGACAACAACUCUGCUGACAAAGACGAUAAGCUUUUCAAGAUACGCCCUCUCAUAAACAAAAUGAAUGAACAGCUGAACAGUAUUCCAUUUGAAGAAAAUUUGGCGGUUGAUGAGCAGAUUAUUCCGUUCAAAGAGAGACAUUUAAUCAAACAAUACAACCCUAAAAAACCACACAAAUGGGGGUUUAAAGUUUUUGUUCUGAGUGGUGUCUCUGGCUUCAGCUAUAAUUUUGAAGUUUACUGUGGAGGAAGUGACUACAUUUGCUUUGAGAAUGAACCAGACCUUGGGAGGGGAAUUCAAAUGGUUGGAACUGCACGUAGGAACCGUGUUGGAAAUUGCCCAGUAUUGUCAGAUAAGGAAACGAAGCAAAGGGGUCGCGGAGCAUUUACAGAACAUGUUGCCAAGGUUGACGGAGUUGAUGUAUCGGUAGUUUCCUGGUUUGACAACAAAGUUGUAACAUUGAUGUCCAAUUUUAUUGGAAGUGAACCUUCAAUUGAGGUGUCGCGUAAACGAAAAGCAGGUCGCCCAUCACUUGCUGACAUCACACAACGUGUUGGCUCAAAAAUUGCCAUUACCCAUGAAGCAAUUCAGUCUGAUCAAGUUGGACAUUGGCCCAUUUUCAAUGAAAAGCGGACUCGUUGCAAAUAUGACAAGUGCUCUGCCUUAACAUAUUUAUUUUGUGAAAAGUGUGACACUGCUCUGUGUCUUAAUAAAGACCGCAACUGUUUUAAAGCUUUCCAUCAAUAG